CAAUCGUCCGCAAGCACACGAGAGGUGCUGCAGCUAUCGCUUCGCGUAAAGCGAAAGAUUGUCCAAGUCGCGCGAGCCCGCACUAAAAAGGUUUCAAUUCGCUAUACCAGGUACUCCCGUCAGAAAGCGGCCUUGUUGUGACCACAACAACUCUCUCGAUCAUUCCGUUUUUUUUUGCUGUGCCCGACACGUGGAGUUUCAUAGGAUGGCUACCGGAGUCCUAGUGAGCUACCCUUCGCCGGCGCUGCACGGGUCGUCCUCAGCGGUCUUCAAGAAAGACCUGGGCAUCUGGCAUUCAAAGUCAGACCCCAUGCUGGUGGCACUGUCGCACAACUCUACGGCUUGCUGCUGGAACCAGGACAACUACUGGAACGGCAUAGAAGACUCGGCAGAUCAAGAGGUGCCGACACAAGGAACCGAUGCCGUCACCUUGGAGGGCCUCAAGAGCCUCUACAACUGCUGCUUCACGUGUGGAGUGAGCUGGGCUGAGGACCAGGCUUCUCUGGAUUGCGCCGAGUGCGGGGGCUACGCCUUGCACCGCCCUUGUGUCCACUGCAACGGAAGCUGCGGAACAGUCUGGAGAAGGGACUUAGUUGCUUCCCACAACCUGAGGCGCUCCCAGUGGAUCGGCGAGUGUCAGAAGACCCCUUGAGACGCUGCUGUCACAAAGAACCAAGAUUCUUGAAUACUUGCCUUCAUACGUCUACCUUCGAGCAACAGCGCUGCCAUCAACUGCACAUAGACAAGCGAUCGACUAUCGCACCUUUUUCAAGUCACCUUAAUGGGAGCCUGAACUUUGCCGCUGCACAAACAAGGCCACUGAUUGUGUUUCGUCGGUACGCCGCCGCCAACCUUCCAACCCCAUAUGGCAUCAUUGUCCAAAGAAUCUGCCAGACACGGAUACCAAUGGCAGUGUGCCGGGGGUAAAGAUAUUUCACGUUGUCGUCGUCCAGCGUCUGGCUCCGUCUGCAGUACCAACUUUGAUAGACGGUCUGUCACUGCACAAUGGAACAAAUGGUCCCACUAAUGGUAUACCCGUGUCAUCUGCAACAUUUCGACGCGUGCAAAGUGGAUUGCUCCAGUUGGGUUGGACUGGAGGGUAGCGAAUCACCAUGACUGGAAAAUGUCCUGUAUAUAUACGUACGUGACGCUCGUCGCUUCAAUCCCUGUGGUCAGUUCUCACCAUAUCCAAUAUCAUUUCUCUUCCCGCUUUAAUUGAUGUUAAAAGAAGGGUUUAUACAGUGAUUCCACACUUCUAAAACAACGCGAACGUAACAAUGCCUGUGAACAUUGGCAUAUGCGCGGACAGAUGAAACGUUGCUUUCUGCGUUUUAUUUUUGUCUUGAAUGUGGCGUAACUUGUAUCACACAAUCAGCGAAAUCAUAUUCAACCAUUCAUGUGGUUUCGAUCGCUAUUUCAUACAAAAGAAGGUGUCUUUUAAUCCAGAACAAGUGGCCAGACUCCUGAAAAUUGACGCCUUUAUGUUAGAUUUAUUUUGCGGCCGCAGUCAAGCAACGGCCAAAUGCCAAAGGCAACACAUUUUUCUUUUUACUGUGACGAUAAAGGUAACGCUAGGGUAACUUUUAUAACGUACGUUUGGCAUUCUCUCCUAGCGAUUUAAAGAUACUACAGACAACGUUUUAUUGAUGGGAAUACAUUUCGAUACCACGAACCAUCAGUACAUAUCUUCGUCGUCACUUUCUGUCGUGUUUUGUGGAACAAACUGCACUGUUAUCUCCAUAAAAAUGAACAUCUGUACAUUGAACACGCAGUGGAGGCACAUAAUUGUGAGAGCUAUUUCUCAAGAUAACCCGAAAAAAAUUUCGUGCAGAAAAGUGCUUUUUGACUUGAACGAUCCCUAUGGGAAACCAUGAUUCAAAAGUUAAACGCUGGUAACAUGACGUCUCCAGCUGCAAGCUCUUGGAGAUUGCAACAGUGCAUUUCGUCAUGGCUAAUGAGUCCCUAUAUACUAGCGACUGGUAUGUCGCAUCUGCCACAUGCUACACCCAUCUUGUCUCUCACAAUUGUCUCUAUGAUUUACAUAUCAUUGUGCUGUACUUCGAAGCAGCAGGUUAAUUCACUUACACACCAAAGCUGGCUUUGAUGCCUGUGUACAUUUUGUCUCUUCUUGAAGCAGGGGAACUGAACAUUUCCUCUUUUUUUUUAUGCCAAACUUUUAUCUAUUAUGGGACAUGUUUUCAGCUGUAAAGUGAUGCUGUUACAAAAUACACUAUGUUCUUUCUACCACUUCUAGAUUACUAUUUGUGCGGUAAUAGAUAAUGUGAUGGUUAAACAUGAAGGACAUUUUUAGACGAUGCUUCACAGAACCAUUCGUGAGACAAGUUGCCUGGGUAUGCGAGGGACCAAACCGCAGAGGGCGAAUUUUUAUAAGUGGAGGAGACAUAUACCACAUAUGCCGAAGCAUAAAAUGUCCAACGCCCAACUUAGCGAGUGGUUAGAGGAAGUACACAGGCAUAUAAAUAGCUGAAGCCAUCGUUAACACAGCAGGCCUGAAGGAAAAUUACUCCGCCUGACAAUGUCUGAUUUGUUGCAUGUAAUUAGCGUAAAAAUAGCUCUUAUAAAAUUACUCGCUCUCAGCACAGCAACCAUGGUUUAUCAUAGAAUGUGCCGCAGUGAGCAGUUUGUUCACUAGUGUCUAAAGCAAAGACAAGUGCAUAUACAUAUAUAAAAAGAUGUGAUGGUUAAGAAAUACGCCACCAUAAGCAUUCAACUUUACGAUUGUUAAUGUAUAUAGAUAACACAUAGUGCGCUGUUCCCGCAUUUAGUUUUUUGGACGCCUGUGGUUAAAGUGCGAGUCUGCAGAUUUUCAUAGACUUGCCACAGGCAUGUUCACCGUGCGUGUUCUGUCUAUUGAGCCAUGUAUCGGGAAAUGUUAUCUUUCGCGAUUUCUACGAUUCUCAAUAAAAUUUUCACGGAAUCUGUAA
Rhipicephalus sanguineus (brown dog tick) is the source of this 2945-nucleotide messenger RNA. RefSeq names its product protein pinocchio. NCBI's taxonomy places the organism in Eukaryota, Metazoa, Arthropoda, Arachnida, Ixodida, Ixodidae. Bases 206 to 652 code for a protein of 148 amino acids. The record is from RefSeq and is a predicted model, not a curated record. The transcript has 4 exons.